AUGGCAAAGGCAAGCCGGGACAAUAAAACAUCUGUCACGGAAUUCAUCCUCCUGGGAUUCGGAGAUCUCCCUGAACUGCAGACCCUUCUCUUCCUGCUGUUUCUGGUGAUCUACAUUGUCACCAUGGCUGGGAACAUCCUCAUCAUUGUGCUUGUUGUGACUGAUCAGCACCUUCACACCCCCAUGUACUACUUCCUGGGGAACCUGUCCUGCUUGGAGACCUGCUGCAGCUCCACCAUCCUGCCCAGCAUGCUGGCCAGUUUCUCGACAGAGACAACUGAAAUGUCAUUUACUGGUUGUUUCAUGCAAUUAUAUGUCUUUGCUUCUCUGACAGGUGUAGAGUGUUAUCUCCUCUCUGUGAUGUCUUAUGAUCGGUAUCUAACAAUAUGCAAACCACUGCACUAUGAAGCCCGUAUGAAUGGCAGGUUCUGCCUCCAGCUAGCAGUUGGGUCUUGGCUAAGUGGAUUUCUAGCUAGUUCCAUCAUAAUAUCAUUGGCUUCUGAACUAAUUUUCUGUGGCCCCAACAAAAUUGACCAUUUCUUCUGUGAUUUCACCCCAAUAGUUAAACUCUCUUGCAGCAACACCUGCCUUGUCACACUUUUGGAUAUUGUGCUGUCAUCUGUAUUCACUUUGCCCCCAUUUCUGUUGACCCUGACAUCCUACGUUUGUAUCAUCACCACCAUCUUGAGAAUCCCUUCCACUGCCAGGAGGCAAAAGGCCUUUUCCACCUGCUCCUCCCACAUCAUUGUGGUGACAGUUUUCUACGGGACCCUGAUGAUUGUUUAUAUGUUACCAAACACCAAGAGACUGAGAGACCUGCACAAAUUUUUUUCUCUUUCCUACACAGUCUUUACUCCCAUGAUCAACCCGCUCAUCUACAGCCUGAGAAACAAAGAGGUCAAGGAGGCCCUUAGAAAAGGGAUGUGGAAAUGUAUGUCUCACACAUGA
This is a messenger RNA of Trachemys scripta elegans, 948 nucleotides long. RefSeq names its product olfactory receptor 11A1-like. Gene Ontology annotation, molecular function: G protein-coupled receptor activity; olfactory receptor activity. Gene Ontology annotation, biological process: G protein-coupled receptor signaling pathway. The transcript has a single exon. Bases 1 to 948 code for a protein of 315 amino acids. The record is from RefSeq and is a predicted model, not a curated record. NCBI's taxonomy places the organism in Eukaryota, Metazoa, Chordata, Testudines, Emydidae. Gene Ontology annotation, cellular component: membrane.